Mauremys reevesii (Reeves's turtle) is the source of this 909-nucleotide messenger RNA. RefSeq names its product tripartite motif-containing protein 15-like. Lineage: Eukaryota; Metazoa; Chordata; Testudines; Geoemydidae. Bases 1 to 909 code for a protein of 302 amino acids. The transcript is spliced from 8 exons. The record is from RefSeq and is a predicted model, not a curated record. Gene Ontology annotation, molecular function: zinc ion binding.
AUGCUACUGCUGGUUCAACCACGCUACCAAGAGCAAUGUGGCCACAGCACCAAGGGGGUGGCUUGGACUAGCUGCACGAGGACAGUCCUGCCUGACCCCCGCCUGGACACCUGCAGAGCCCGAAUCCGGAAAGGGGCUCUCCGGAAUAACUAUCAGCUAGGAAACAUAGUGGAAAAAAUCAAACAACUGCAUUUCAAACCAGGAAAAGAGACUCUGUGUGAGAGACACGGCAAAGCCCUGGAUCUGUUGUGUGAAGAGGACGGGGAAGCCGUGUGUGUGGUUUGUGAGAGAUCCCCAGACCACAGAUCUCACACGGUGCUGCUCAUGGAGGACGCUGCCCAGAAAUACAAGGAAAAAAUCCAGGCUCAUUUGAAGACUCUGAGGGAGGAGAGAGAAAAGCUGCUGGGAUCUAAAGUGACUAGAGAGGAGAAAAGCCCGAAGUAUAUGAAACAGAUAGAAAAGAAGAGGCAGCAAAUUGUAGCUGAUUUUCAGCAACUGCACCAAUUCCUGGAGAAACAAGAGGAGCUUCUGCUGGCCCAACUGGAAAAGCUGGAGAAGGAGAUAACGAAGAUACAGAAUGAAAAUAUCACCAAAGUCUCUGAGGAAAUUUCCCAUCUCAGUAACCUGAUCAGUGAGCUGGAGGGGAAGUGUCAGAAGCCAGCAAGUGAAUUCCUGCAGGACAUCAGAAGCACCUUGUCCAGGUGUGAGAAGGAGAAGUUCCAGCAGCCAGAGGAGAUUUCUCCUGAACUGGAAAAGAGACUCAGCGAUUUGUCCCAGAAAACUCUUGCUCUCAUGGAGCCUCUGAGGAAGUUCAAAGACACUCUGCCGUCUGCACUGGAGAGAAAAAGCGGGGAACCCCUAGGAGCCCCCAGACUGGGUGUUUUGUGUGAACUUGCCUGCAAGGCCUGA